This is a messenger RNA of Priapulus caudatus, 928 nucleotides long. RefSeq lists its product as uncharacterized. Bases 91 to 732 code for a protein of 213 amino acids. The record is from RefSeq and is a predicted model, not a curated record. The transcript has 2 exons. Lineage: Eukaryota; Metazoa; Priapulida; Priapulimorpha; Priapulimorphida; Priapulidae.
GCAAACAGCGGAGGAGGAGAAGGGGGAAGAGGAGGAGGAGGAGGAGAAGAUGAACGAGGAGGAGGAGGAGGUGAUGCUGAGCUGGGGAAGAUGUUUCAGGAGCGAAUAGAUGCACUAGAGAGGAGGGAGAGACAGCAGACAGAAGCGCAGGUGGCUCCCCCUGUGCACCCCGCCAGGCCGCGCCAUCGUCCCGUCGCCGCGAGGCGGACACAGAGGGCGCUGUUCUACAGCGACGACGACGACGACAAUGUCGAAAUAGAAGGCUUUAACAGCGGAGAUGAAGGAGGAGGAUCCCGAAAUCCUGGAGAGAGCGCGGGGAAGGUUCCGGGGGGAUCGGGUGCGGGAGGAAAGAGGAGUGCUACGCACGUGGAGAGGGAGGCGGGGGAGAAGCCGUGGCGUGAGGGAGGAAAGAGGAGUGCUACGCAUGCUGAGGGGGAGGCGGGGGAGAAGCCGUGCUGCGAGAGAGGAGAGAGACCUCCCACUGCAACGCACGACGGAGAAAGAAGGGCGGCGACGACGGAGAUUCGCGAAACCCCGGCGGAGAGAGAUGCGGAUGCUGUCGCACGCGCGAAGAGUCGCACUCCUCGCUGCUCGGUGGCGCCACCUGGCGAUGCCGCAGCGGAACUCGGUCCCGGACGCCGCGCCGUGGUGCCGAUAGAUGGCAGCACGUGUGCGUCGCCGUUGAAACGGAGGCCGAGCUUCACGGACAUCGACGCGAUAUUUCUGUUGUGAUUUGAGAGAGUCGGGGGGGGUUUUUUUUUAAUUGUCGGUUUGAGAUUUAUUAUUUAUUAACGAUGCCGACGUCGCUGUGAGCUUUUUAUACACUGAUGUACUAAAUUUACUUUUUUCUGUGUUUUAAUUUGGUAUACUAAAUUUACUGUGCAUGUAUGUGAAUGUAUAUUAUAUUAUGUAUAUAUUAUGUAUAUUA